AUGGCGGCCAGACCGCUCGUAACAGUUUACGAUGAGAAGUAUGAAGCCACUUCGGCUCAAUUGAGACUUCCAGCAGUUUUCCGUACUCCAAUCAGACCAGACUUGGUUAGCUUCAUCCACGAUCAAGUCCGCAGAAACAAGAGACAAGCUCACGCUGUUGGAGUUCUCGCCGGUAUGUUUUAUUAAUAUUUUAGAAAUUAAAAAAUAGUUUCCUUCUUCAGGAAAGCAACACUCUGCUGAAUCAUGGGGAACUGGACGCGCUGUUGCUCGUAUUCCACGUGUCCGUGGUGGUGGUACUCACCGCUCCGGUCAAGGAGCUUUCGGAAACAUGUGCCGUGGAGGACACAUGUUCGCUCCAUUGAAGGUCUUCAGACGCUGGCACCGUAGAGUCAAUCUCGCUCAAAAGAGAUACGCUGUUUCUUCGGCUAUUGCUGCUUCAGGAAUUCCAGCUCUUCUCCAAGCUCGUGGUCACAUCAUCGAUCAAGUGAGUUUUUUGUGAAUUAAGAACAAAACAUGAAAUAAUUAUUGUCAGGUUGCUGAAGUUCCAUUCGUCGUCUCCAACAAGGUCGAAGGUUUCCGUAAGACCAAAGAAGCCGUUGCCUUCCUCCGCCGCUCGCACUUGUGGGCCGAUAUCGAGAAGGUUUGUUUUUUACCCAUCUUUCUUAUAGAUCUCACAAAAAUCAAACAUUACAUAAAAUCUUUUUCAGGUUUACGCUUCAAAGAGAAACCGUGCCGGAAAAGGAAAGCUCCGUAACCGUCAACACAAGCAAAAGCUCGGACCAGUUGUCAUCUACGGUCAAGAUGCUGAAUGCGCUCGCGCUUUCAGAAACAUCCCAGGAGUUGAUGUCUUGAAUGUCGAACGAUUGAACCUUCUCAAGCUCGCUCCAGGAGGUCACCUCGGACGUCUCAUCAUCUGGACCGAAUCAGCUUUCAGCAAAUUGGAUGCCAUCUACGGAACUCAAGUUGCCAACAGCUCUCAAUUGAAGAAGGGAUGGUCAGUCCCACUCCCAAUCAUGGCCAACGCCGAUUUCUCAAGAAUCAUCCGUUCCGAAGAAGUCGUCAAGGCCAUCCGUGCCCCACAAAGAAAUGCUGUUGCCCACAAGAUCCACCGCAACCCAUUGAGAAAACGUCAACUCCUCUACAAAUUGAACCCAUACACAUCAGUUCUCCGCAGAGUUGCUCGUGCUGCGGCCAAGAAGAACUAA
Molecule: messenger RNA, 1205 nt
Organism: Caenorhabditis angaria
Lineage: Eukaryota; Metazoa; Nematoda; Chromadorea; Rhabditida; Rhabditidae
Source: the annotation of a GenBank genome assembly